Molecule: messenger RNA, 2850 nt
Organism: Myiozetetes cayanensis
Lineage: Eukaryota; Metazoa; Chordata; Aves; Passeriformes; Tyrannidae
Product: transcription factor COE4-like
Biological process (GO): regulation of transcription by RNA polymerase II
Molecular function (GO): DNA-binding transcription factor activity, RNA polymerase II-specific; RNA polymerase II cis-regulatory region sequence-specific DNA binding
Source: RefSeq, a predicted model, not a curated record
CCCUGAGCCCGUGCCAUGUUCUCGGUGCAGGAGGCGCUGCCCCGGGGGGGGGUCCCCAUGAAGGAGGAGCCGCUGAGCGCGGGGCUGCCCGCCGGCCGCUGGCUGCAGGGCACCGGCAUCCUGGACGCCAGCACGGCGGCGCAGAGCGGGGUGUCCCUGGCCCGGGCGCACUUCGAGAAGCAGCCGCCGUCCAACCUGCGCAAGUCCAACUUCUUCCACUUCGUGCUGGCCAUGUACGACCGGCAGGGCCAGCCCGUGGAGGUGGAGAGGACCUGCUUCAUCGACUUCGUGGAGAAGGAGCGCGAGCAGAACGGGGAGAAGACCAACAACGGGAUCCACUACCGGCUGCAGCUGCUCUACAGCAACGGGCUCCGGACAGAGCAGGAUCUGUACGUGCGGCUCAUCGACUCCAUGUCCAAGCAGGCCAUCAUCUACGAGGGGCAGGACAAGAACCCCGAGAUGUGCCUGCUGCUCACCCACGAGAUCAUGUGCAGUCGCUGCUGUGACAAGAAGAGCUGCGGGAACCGCAACGAGACCCCCUCGGACCCCGUGAUCAUCGACAGGUUUUUCCUCAAGUUUUUCCUCAAGUGCAACCAGAACUGCCUGAAGAACGCGGGGAACCCCCGGGACAUGCGGCGCUUCCAGGUGGUGGUCUCCACCACGGUGCACGUGGACGGCCACGUGCUGGCCGUGAGUGACAACAUGUUCGUGCACAACAACUCCAAGCACGGCCGGAGGGCCCGGCGGCUCGACCCUGCCGAGGCCACCCCCUGCAUCAAGGCCAUCAGCCCGAGCGAGGGCUGGACCACGGGCAGGGCCACCGUCAUCGUCAUCGGCGACAACUUCUUCGACGGGCUGCAGGUGGUGUUCGGCACCGUGCUGGUGUGGAGCGAGGUACGGGACCCCCACGCCAUCCGGGUGCAGACUCCCCCCCGCCACAUCCCCGGCGUCGUGGAGGUGACCCUGUCCUACAAAUCCAAGCAGUUCUGCAAGGGCGCCCCGGGCAGAUUCGUCUACACCGCCCUGAACGAGCCCACCAUCGACUACGGGUUCCAGCGGCUGCAGAAGGUGAUCCCCCGGCACCCCGGGGACCCCGAGCGCCUGCCCAAGGAGGUGCUGCUGAAACGGGCGGCUGACCUGGUGGAGGCGCUUUAUGGGAUGCCCCACAGCAACCAGGAGGUGCUGCUCAAGCGGGCUGCCGACAUCGCCGAGGCGCUGUACAGCGUGCCCCGCCCCCCCGCGCCGCUGCCCCCCACCCACGUGGGGGUCCCGGCCUUCGGGGGGGCCCAGCUGGGGCUGCCCGUGGCCGAGUCCCCGCAGGGCUCCGACCAAGGGUUCUCGCGCAGCCCGGGCACCCCCCCGGCGCGGGGGUUCGGCCCCCCCGGCUCUGCCCCCCAGCAGGGCUAUGCCGGGGGCACCGGCGGCUUCGGGGGGGGCACCAUGGCCGGGCUGGGGGUGCCCGGGUCCCCCCCCAGCUUCCUGAACGGCUCCACCGCCACCUCCCCCUACGCCAUCAUGCCGGCCAGCCCCCCCCUGGGCGCGUCGUCGGUGUCGGUCCCCGCGGGCCCCCCCGCGCCCACCCCUCCGGGGGGUUUCUCCUUCUCGCCGGUGACGAUGAUUUCGGCCGUGAAGCAGAAAAGCGCCUUCGCGCCCGUGGUGCGGCCGCCCGGCUCCCCCGGCCCCGCCUGUGCCAGCGCCGCCGCCGCCCUGCAAGACCCUCCGUUCGAGGACUCGGACAAGUUCCCGGCCCCGGCGCGGCCGCUCCAGGGAUUGGCCUAUUCCUAAGCACGCCGGGCCCGGCCGCCUCGAGCCGCCCUGGGAGCUGGGACGGCACCGGAGCCGCCACACGGAGCGGGACGGGGGACCCCCACCCCAAAGGGGACCCCGACCGCGCUGGCCACGGCUCCCCCAGCCCGGCCCCCCCGGGGGACCCCGGCCCCGCUCAGGGGGGGCUUUGGGGAGCUCCCAGAAUGACCCAAACAUGCUGGAUUUGGCCUCGGAAAGACAUGGAGAGACCUGGGAGUGGGGGCAGUGGAACUGAGGGCAUGAGGAUCCAGGCGAGGAGGGAGGGAUGUGCCGGUGUGGGAUGGAUGCCCUGAGGUGGGAUGGAUGCUCCAGGGUGGGAUGGAUGCUCCAGGACAGGAUGGAUGCUCCAGGACAGGAUGGAUGCCCCAGGAUGGGAUGGAUGUAACAAGGCAGGAUGGACACUCAGAGCUGGAGGGAUGGUCCAGGACAGGAUGGAAGCUCCAGGGUGGGAUGGAUGGAUGGAGAGAUGGAUGGAAGGAUGGGGGGAUGCUCUGGGGAGGGCUGGAAGCUCCAGGCUGGGAUGGAUACUUUGGAACAGGACGGAUGCUUGUGGUUGGAGGAUGUUCCAGGGCAGGAGGGAUGGAUGUUCUGGAGUGGGAUGGAUAUCCCUGGACAGGAAGGAUGCUCAGGUGGGAUGGAUAUCCCUGAACAGGAAGGAUGCUCUGGGAUGGGAUGGUAUCCCUGGACAGGAAGGAUGCUCAGGUGGGAUCCAGCUCCCCCACCAUUCCCAGCUCUCUCCCAGCUGUGCAGCUCCACAUCUGGAACUGCCCACCCACGACUCCCAUGCCUGGAUCCUGGAUCCCAGCUCUCUGCCCGUGCAGGAUCAGGCCCUGCUGCCCCCCCGGGAGGGGACCCCCCUGUCCCUGUCCCUGUCCCCGGAGGCCCCAGGGCUGUGGGACCUUCUCUCCUCGUUAUCAAUCAUUAUUAAUAUCAACACUCCAAUCAUUGUUAGCCCGGGGGGAGCCCUGGGGGGGAGGGGUGGGUGGGGCAGGGGACCCACCCUGGCCCUGCUGCCCCCAGGGGGUGUCCCUGUCCCUCCCUUUG